CAACAACACGUGGCAAUAUUCGGUAGGGGGAAGUGGCGAAGCCGAUACCGGAAGGAGCAAGGAUGGUCUUUUGCCAUUUUACACAGACGGCCACACCACGCCAGGCAACAAUUAACAAGCAAGCAAAGCCAUGUGUAUAACAGUGUUUAUGUGGGAAGCUCACCCGCUUUACCCUUUUCUGUUACUACUUAACAGAGACGAGUAUCUUAGCCGGCCUACCAAGCCGCUGGAGUGGUGGGAGGGAGGACAGAUUUUAGGAGGGAAAGAUGAGAUGGCUGGUGGGACGUGGCUGGCUUCUUCUAAAAAUGGUAAAUUUUCUUUUCUUACUAACUUCAGGGAAGUUCAAUCAAUCCCUCAAGCUAAGAGUAGAGGAGACCUUCCUGUUCGUUUUCUGCAGAGUAAGAAAAGUCCCAUGGAUUUUGCAGAGGAUUUGGUGAAGGAAGUAGAUCAGUACAAUGGGUUUAACCUGGUAUUAGCUGAUAUUUGUUCCAAAUCCAUGGUUUAUGUAACCAACAGACCUGAAGAAGGCAAAAGUUUUGUGACAGAGGUUUCACCAGGAAUCCAUGUAUUAGCAAAUGCAAGGCUCGACUCUCCAUGGCCUAAGGCUGAGCGUUUGAGCCACAGUUUCAAACAGCUUUUGGAGAAAUAUGGUGAAGGUGAACUUCCCAUGAAAGGGAUGGUCGAUAAACUAAUGUUAGACACUACCAAGGAUGAUGAACACUUGCUUCCUCACAUUUAUUCUCCUGAGACAGAAUACAGCUUAAGUUCCAUAUUUGUUGAUGUAGAGCGUCCCUUGGGACGAUAUGGCACCAGAAGCAUUUCUGCAUUGUCGGUGAACUCGAUUGGCGAAGUGUAUUUUUAUCAAAGAUAUCUUGAGAAGGAAAUGUGGGAAGAACAUACAGUGACUUACCAGAUUGAGAACUAGAAGGUUUUGCAUUGUGGCACAAGUGGCGCAUGCACAGCCAUCAUCACAACCUACAAAAUGUCUUGCCGGUUCCGGUGACUUAAGUCUUGCCGCAGGGGCAGGGGUUGCAGCUGCAAUGUUCACCACAAGAGCACAGUUUGUGGUCAUACUGGCUCGUGGCUUUACUUGAGCAUGUGCCCACAAAAUUCCAUGGUUUUACAAACAGAAGAUAUUUAAUUAAAGGGACGAAGUUGCAGCAAUUAAAAUGGACUCACUUGCAAGCCAUUCCCCCGGGACAGGGGGAAGUACACCCACAGGUGGUGUUGCAGUGAACUACACCUCCCUUCAAUACAUCUGCCAUUUUAGUUUCUUCUCAAGAAGGUAAACUCAAAGGGGCUAAGCCGAGAUUGAUAUAUAUAUAUGGGUUCAUUCAAACAGGUCUAGAGGAAACAGACUAACACGUAUCUGGAAUGGAGAAUUCAUGCAUAUCUCUGGAAACACAUAGAAUCUGCUUAAAUACAAAAAGUCUAGAAUACAAACAUAAAAAUUUUCAGCUA
Molecule: messenger RNA, 1461 nt
Organism: Mangifera indica (mango)
Lineage: Eukaryota; Viridiplantae; Streptophyta; Magnoliopsida; Sapindales; Anacardiaceae
Product: transport and Golgi organization protein 2 homolog
Exons: 6
Coding region: 131-925 (264 amino acids)
Source: RefSeq, a predicted model, not a curated record